This is a messenger RNA of Betta splendens (Siamese fighting fish), 1651 nucleotides long. Its product is annotated as hydroxyacylglutathione hydrolase, mitochondrial-like. The transcript has 9 exons. Lineage: Eukaryota; Metazoa; Chordata; Actinopteri; Anabantiformes; Osphronemidae. Gene Ontology annotation, molecular function: hydroxyacylglutathione hydrolase activity. The coding region runs from base 107 to 1033 and encodes 308 amino acids. The record is from RefSeq and is a predicted model, not a curated record. Gene Ontology annotation, biological process: glutathione metabolic process. Gene Ontology annotation, cellular component: mitochondrion.
CAGACUUGAUUGGUGGAGCCUUGCAGGGUUGAGGAGGAGGCGGAAUCAGCCGGAGCCAAACUUUUCUGGUUCAUACCAACAUGAUAAGGCCAUAUAUUCUGUUGUUAUGUUAGUCAAGACACUAGUGGGGAGUGCCUGCACUCUAGUAGGAGCGGCGACUGCAUUCAAAUUUGCACCUGUAGAAGUCCAGGCCCAGGCAGCUGCUCUUCUUCACACCGCAGCCAGGAAGCCUCCGGUGGGACGUGCCAACAUGAGGGUUGAACUGCUCCCGGCGCUCAGCGACAACUACAUGUACCUCCUGAUUGACGCAGACACGAAGGAAGCAGCCGUGGUUGACCCCGUGGAGCCGAUCAAGGUUGUGGAAGCUGUAAGAAAACAUGGUGUAAAACUCACAACAAUUCUAACCACACAUCAUCACUGGGAUCAUGCUAGUGGAAACGAGAAGAUGGUAAAGCUAAUGCCAGGGCUGAAGGUCUACGGAGGAGAUGACAGAGUCGAUGCUUUGACAAAGAAAGUUUCUCAUUCCCACCAUUUCAAACUUGGAUCACUUAGCGUCAAAUGUCUGUUUACUCCAUGUCACACAACUGGACACAUCUGCUACUUUGUAACAAAAGAAGACAGCAUUGAGCCACCAGCUGUUUUCACAGGCGACACACUGUUUGUGGCUGGUUGUGGUAAAUUCUUUGAGGGUACGGCAGAGCAGAUGUACAAAGCUUUGAUAGAAAUUCUAGGACGCCUUCCUCCUGAAACACGUGUUUAUUGUGGUCAUGAAUACACCGUCAGCAAUUUGAAGUUCGCUCGUCAUGUGGAACCGGACAAUGAAGUAAUUCAGAAGAAACUAGCAUGGGCAAAGGAGAAGUGUAGCAACGGUGAACCCACAAUUCCAUCCACUUUGGAAGAUGAAUUCACAUAUAACCCCUUUAUGAGAGUAAAAGAGAAGUCCGUCCAGGAUCACGUAAAGCAGACAGACCCAAUUGAAACAAUGAGGAGCCUCCGGAAAGAGAAGGAUGGUUUCCGAGUGCCAAAGGAGUGACGCCUCGUUUACUUGUGCUGUCUGUUUCUAACCAACCACUUACAACAUUGUAAGCUGUCAGUACUCUAUAUAUAAAUUUCUCAUUUACCUGUGAUUUUAAAUAAAGCUAAAUUUUCUCUGUCAGGGCACAGAUGUAAUAUCGCUAUGUCAAGCCCUAAUAUGGCUAUAAACUAAUCCAUUGUUUUAGUUGAAUUUGUGUGUUUUUCUGAUGUUGGUGUGACAGUUUUAAGGUAUAAAUGGCCAUUAAUUUAAUGCUUUAAAUGAGCGAUAGGUUUAUUAAUCUGUAAAUUUGAAAUUAUAGAGUCCACUUAGUUUUAUGCCACAUUACUUUCAUAACUACCGUUUCAUCCAAGAGCCACUAAAUAACAAAUGUUAAAAUAUGUGUAAAAUUCUGUAAAUUGAUAAAAUGAUUUAUUUGUCUUUAAAGCUUUGUAUUAAUGUUUAAUUCUUUUCUGGAAAGAUUCAUCAUGUCUUUCUUUUAACAUUUGCUUGCACAUGAUUAUCUACUGACUUUCCAGUAUUAAUUGGUACUUAGUGCGAUUUUGCAUGUAAAACACAAUCCUGCGAAGAAUGGUGCAUUGUGUUCUUUGGGAAAAGCAAUAAAACACAUCUCUUGUA